Messenger RNA from Aspergillus saccharolyticus JOP 1030-1, 995 nucleotides. Its product is annotated as SDR family NAD(P)-dependent oxidoreductase. The transcript has 3 exons. The record is from RefSeq and is a predicted model, not a curated record. The coding region runs from base 87 to 995 and encodes 302 amino acids. Lineage: Eukaryota; Fungi; Ascomycota; Eurotiomycetes; Eurotiales; Aspergillaceae.
UGGUCUAGUUCCAACAUCAAACAUUCACUGCAUUCUUGAGCAACUCCGCAAUUAUCCUCUCUCCAACGACCUCAUAUAGAACCAAAAUGACAGCGGCAGUCGACGCCAGCACCAUCUUCCGUGUCGACGGCAUCGUAGCCGUCAUCACCGGCGGAGGCAGCGGAAUCGGCCUCAUCAUGACGCGUGCCCUCGCCACCAACGGCGCUCACAAAGUCUACAUCCUCGGCCGCCGCCAGGAAGUCCUCGAGCGCGCCGCCGCCGAGUUCCCCGGCACCGUCAUCCCGCACCCAGCCGACGUGACCUCCAAAGCCGACCUGCAAGCCGCAGUCGACCGCAUAAAAUCCGAAGUCGGCUAUGUCAACCUCGUCAUCGCCAACUCCGGCACCAUCGGCCCCGCCGCGCGCUUCAACCCGGCUGCCUCCAUUUCCGAGCUGCGGCAGACCUUAUUCACCGACUUUGACAUGGAGGGGAUGAACGAGACGCUGAAUUUGAAUGUGACUGCGGCGUUUUUGACAAUGACAGCGUUCCUCGAACUGCUGGAUGCAGGAACGCAGAAUGCCCUGCGGGGCGGGUUCGGGAAGCCCUUCCGCGAAGGCAGCGAUGUACCCUCCAUUCAGAGCCAGGUGAUUUUCACGUCGAGUAUCUCGGCGUUUAGCCGGCAUUUUAGCUCCUCGCCGCCGUACUUGACCAGCAAGGCUGCUAUAAUGCAGGUGACGAAGCAUGCGAGUACGCAGUUGGCGCGGUUCGGGAUACGCGUGAAUGCGCUCGCGCCGGGGAUCUACCCCUCGGAGUUGUCUUCAGUGCUGGUUCAGACUCGCAAGCCGGAAGAGGAGGCCGUGGAUGAUCAGCGGUUCAUCCCUGCGCGCAGGUUUGGGGGAGACGAGGAGAUGGCGGGGGCGAUUCUGUAUUUGGCGAGUCGCGCGGGGGGCUUUUCGAAUGGGUCAAUUUUGAUCACCGAUGGGGGCAGAUUGUCUGUCAUGCCGGGGACCUAUUAG